Cicer arietinum (chickpea) is the source of this 2002-nucleotide messenger RNA. RefSeq names its product beta-amylase. The record is from RefSeq and is a predicted model, not a curated record. NCBI's taxonomy places the organism in Eukaryota, Viridiplantae, Streptophyta, Magnoliopsida, Fabales, Fabaceae. Gene Ontology annotation, biological process: polysaccharide catabolic process. Gene Ontology annotation, molecular function: beta-amylase activity.
GAGUGAUGAUACCUGUCUACUUUUUCCAUGUGAGGUGAUUUCUAAUUGUGUAUUAUAGAGAUAGAGAUAGCAAUAGGGAAGGAGAUGUGUGAUAGAUAUUGCAUGACAGAUAGAAAUAGUGAUAAAAAGGACCCACUCAUAUUGUGAACUCAAAGCAUUCAGCAACUUUUACGUAGAAUAUAUAUAGAUAUAUGUAGUUCAAUUUUCAUAGGUAUGAGAUAACUUUGACAUUCACUCAGUUUUAAAACAGCAGCAAGAUGGCUUCUUUGGACAAAAACAUGCUGCUAAAUUAUGUUCCAGUUUAUGUCAUGCUUCCACUCGGAGUUGUUAGUGUUAAUAACGUCUUUGAAGACCCAGAAGGACUUAAAGAACAACUUGUGCAGCUACGAGAAGCAGGUGUCGAUGGUGUUAUGGUUGAUGUCUGGUGGGGGAUCAUUGAACAGAAAGGACCUAAACAGUAUGACUGGAGUGCUUAUAAGAGCUUGUUUCAACUCGUUCAAGAAUGUGGUUUGAAACUGCAAGCUAUCAUGUCAUUUCAUCAAUGUGGAGGGAAUGUAGGGGAUGUUGUUAACAUCCCUAUUCCACAGUGGGUACUUGAUAUUGGAGAAUCAGAUCCUGAUAUCUUCUACACCAACCGCUCCGGUACUAGGGACAAGGAGUAUCUUACUAUUGGUGUAGACAAUAAGCCUAUCUUUCAUGGAAGAACAGCCAUUGAAGUAUACAGUGAUUACAUGAAGAGUUUCAGAGAAAACAUGUCAGAUUUUUUAAAAUCAGAGGUUAUUAUAGACAUUGAAGUUGGGCUUGGCCCAGCAGGAGAACUCAGAUACCCAUCUUAUCCACAAAAUCAAGGAUGGGUGUUUCCUGGAAUUGGAGAGUUUCAGUGCUAUGACAAAUAUUUAAAGGCAGAGUUCAAAGCGGCUGCAGCAAGGGCUGGCCAUUCUGAAUGGGAACUACCAGACGAUGCUGGCACGUACAAUGAUGUACCAGAAUCUACUGAAUUCUUCAAAACAAAUGGCACAUACCUUACUGAGAAAGGGAAGUUCUUCUUAACUUGGUAUUCUAACCAAUUGCUGAAUCAUGGGGAUGAAAUCCUAGAUGAAGCCAACAAAGCUUUCCUGGGCUGUAAAGUCAAUUUAGCAAUCAAAGUCUCUGGAAUCCACUGGUGGUACAAAGCUCAGAAUCAUGCUGCUGAACUCACUGCUGGAUAUUACAACCUUGACGAUAGAGAUGGAUACCGUCCCAUUGCAAAAAUGGUGUCUCGUCAUCAUGCCAGUUUGAACUUUACAUGUCUUGAGAUGAGGGACUCGGAACAAAGCUCUGAUGCACAAAGCGGACCACAGGAACUGUAUGCACAGGUAUUGAGUGGAGGUUGGAGAGAAAACAUUGAAGUUGCUGGAGAAAAUGCACUUUCAAGGUAUGAUGCCACAGCUUAUAACCAAAUCAUACUGAAUGCAAGACCACAAGGUGUCAACAAAGAUGGCCCUCCAAAACAUCGGAUGUAUGGAGUAACAUACCUUCGUCUAUCUGAUGAACUAUUGCAACAAUCAAAUUUUGAUAUAUUCAAAAAAUUUGUGGUAAAGAUGCACGCUGAUCAGGAUUACUGUGAAGAUCCUCAAGAGUACAAUCAUGGCAUACCACCAUUGAAGCGAUCAGAACCAAAGAUUCCUGUUGAUGUUCUUAACGAAGCAACUAAGCCAAUACCGCCGUUCCCCUGGGAUUCAGAAACAGACAUGAAAGUUGAUGGUUGACUUCCCAAUUCGACGGGAAGAAUGGCUAAAGAAUCAGCUGGAAAUAAUAUCUACCGCUCAGGAUGAAUAAAGCACAUACAUGUGCAAUGCAAAUAAUGUUCCAACAAUAAAGCAAUGUCUUGACUAUAGACAUCUCUACUUGUGUUGUGUGUACUUUUAUGUGUUUGCCUGUCUGAGUUUAAUAAACUAUGUUAUUGAUAAUAAAGAGAUGAAAAUAGCAUAUUGCAUAUUUUCAAAAUCAUCUUACAAAAUCA